AUGGAUGUUAAUGUAUAUUCGUAUCCUCACGGAGAUCCUUUAUUAAUUGAUAAAAUCGUUAACGAAUUCCUUUCGCAAGGAAAAUUCGAUAAAUUAAGAAAAGAAUGCAUGUCUGAUGCGGAUACAAAGCCUGCUUAUCAAAAUUUACAACAAAGAGUUGAAGGUACAGUAACACAGUUUUUAAGUAAACAAGUAUGGAAACCAGAUUUGAACAAAAACCAAUUAAGGGAUUCCUUAAGAAAACAUAUUCUAGAUUCAAAUUUCUUUGAUGCUGGCAUCAAUAGAAUAGUAGAUCAAGUGGUUAAUCCGAAUGUUUUGGGCACAGUAUUUUUACCUGAAGUCGAAGAAGUUGUGUAUAAUUAUUUGAGCAUUCCUAAACCAACUGAUCAUUUUCAAAAAAAAGUGUCAUCAUCCAACAGUGAAAUUGAAAAUCUUAAACCACCUGGAAGUGAAAAUUACAAUUUGAAUGAUGAUUUUGAAAUUAAAAUAAAAGAAGAAAAUUCUAAAAGUGAUUUUAAUGAAAAAGAAAAUAUGACUGAUUUAAAAUUUUCUGCUCAACAAAAAUUAGAAAAUGCAGAAAAAAUGGAGGAGGUAUCUUUGGAAAAUCAAAAAGAUUUUGGAAAAAUGGAUAUUGUAUCUGAUGAAAGUCAAGAGUCUUGUAGUCAAUUAGGAGUAGAAAAGCUGCGCAUAAACGAAAUGGAACCUUCAAAUUCUUUAGACUCAGAUAAUUCUUUGCGAUUAGAAAUCAAUGAGAAAUCGAUGAGUGAGAGCAGAGAAAGUGAUGAUUCGAUUAUGAAUCAAAUGAGUCCAAUAAGUCAAGGUCGAUUGACCCCUGAACUAUCAGAAACUGAUAAGCCAUAUGAGGAUGAUGCAGAAAAUUCAAAAAUGUUAAAUUUCAUAGGACGUAUUCCUAAAAUAAAACCAGAAGAUUUAGAAUCUGCUAGGAUGUCUAAUAAAAAUGAAGGAAUAAUUAGUGAAAGAAAAAAUGCAAAUUCUUCCGAUGAGUCUAACGAUAGAGAAAGAGAAAAGGAUAAAGUUAAGGAAAAAGAUAAUGACCGUGAAAGAAAGAGUCGAGAGGAUAGAGAUUCGAAAUCGGAUAAAAGUCGAGAUAAAUUUUAUAGUUCGAAAAAAAAUUAUUCGUCGACAACUUUUUCAUCGUCCAAAGACAAAAGUUCCAAAUAUCACAAACGUUCCCAUCAAAGCCGUCAUAGGGAUUUGGAUUUUAAAGAUGAUUCGCAUAGUAAAAAGAAAAAAAGCGAGGAAAAGAAAAAAAAUAAAAAUACGGAUGAUCACGGCAAAGAGCGUAACAAAAAAGAUGGGAGAAGGUCAACGGAUCGAGACAGUCACGAAAGAGAUAAAUCAGGCGGAAGCAGAAACAAAAUGGAAAAUAAAAAUAAAGAAAGAGAACAAGACGGAGAAGAAAUCAAAAGGGAAAAAUCGCAAAAUAACGAAUCGGAAUUCGAUAAAGACGUGGAAGUAAUGCACGGAGAAGCGGAAGAAGUGGUUUUAGAAAUGAACGAAGAUUGGAUUCCUUCGGAUGGAGAACAAAUUUUAUUAGUCAACGAAAACUGGAUUUGCUCGGAAGAGUUUACCGUGGAAAAAACUAACAAAUGCGAAGAAAACGUUGAAAUUGUUAAUAAGGAAACAUCGAAUGAGUCUGUUGUAGAUAAAAUUUUAGACAUAAAAAAACUCGUUCAGGAAAGAGCUUUGACAAAGGUCAAAUUUCCAAAAUUGAUCGAUGAUUUUUACGUUAAAUUCAAUUCGACUGGAUUUAAAUAUUUCGAAGAAUGGGAAAAAUGUAAAUUGGAUUGCGAGGAAGAAUUUAAAGAUUUCGUCGAUGAAGCUGAAAAUGAUUUGACUCUCAUAUCAGACGACGGUUCAGAUCCCGAAAGUGAUUUUAAUUUCGAAGAAGAAAACGCGAAAAUAAUAACGAAUAUGUUUAAGGGCCUUGGAAAUUUCAAAAACAGCAUAAUUUUCGAUCCUCUCACGUCUGAAUUUUACAAAUGGACAAAUUCAAAACAUUAUGAAAAAUAUCAUAAUAAAGAUAAGAAAAAAAAAUGGCGUCGGUGUGUAGUGGAAAAAAACGAAUCGGACGAUUCGGUAAAAGAAAACAUAAACAGGGUUAAAGUGAAUUCAAGCGAUUUUGAUUUUCAACGUGAGAAAAACAAAGAGAAUUUAGCCAAAGAAAAAAAAGCACUUCAUUUGAAAUUAUUAAACAGGUACAAGAGAAAAGCUUUGAGACAGGGUAAACCUAGGAAAAGGCAAAAAAAGAAACCAUUGCACGAGGGAAUAAAAGAGAAAAAUAGAAAUUCAAAUCAUCAUUUGACUUACGGAAAUUAUCAAUUGAAUAACAAAACGCGAAUUUUCGAGUCGGAAACGUAUCGCGAAACGGACGCCACGUUUUCAAAUUCGAACAUUUCCGAAAUAACUUCGAGACUAACGGAAAAAACAAAAAACAAUUCGAACAAAUUUAAUUUCAGCGGAAAACAAAACGAUAAUGAUGAAGUUUCGGUGAAAAACGCGACCGCGACGAACGAUUACGAUGAUGUUAAAUCAGAAGAAUAUUUAAGAAGUGAAAAAGACGUUAGUAAAAGUGUCAAUAACCGGAAAUCGGAAGUAGACGAUAAACUCGUCGAAGCGCUAUUGGUCGGGUCAGAAGACAUUAAUAUUUUAGAAAUUCAGAAACAUGGGAAAGAAGAAUCUCGAGGAUUGGAAAUGACGGAUUUAAAUUCGAAAAAUCAUCAUUAUCAAAAUAGCAAAGGGGAAAAUGAUAAAAAUAACGCUUACAAUCAACAAAAAUGUUCACUGCCAUUGAGUCCGGAAAGCGACGAUUGCGUGUCACUAAAAGAUGUUGUUGUGGUCGCGCCUAAAAAACAAUGCAAACGAAAUUAUUGUCAAAAAUAUGAUAGUUUGGAUUUGUAUAAACCUCGUCCCGUGUUAAACAGUAGCAGAUCUAGAAACUUGUAUUAUUUAUAG
Molecule: messenger RNA, 2976 nt
Organism: Pediculus humanus corporis (human body louse)
Lineage: Eukaryota; Metazoa; Arthropoda; Insecta; Psocodea; Pediculidae
Product: coiled-coil domain-containing protein, putative
Exons: 10
Coding region: 1-2976 (991 amino acids)
Source: RefSeq, a predicted model, not a curated record